Molecule: messenger RNA, 7945 nt
Organism: Anarrhichthys ocellatus (wolf-eel)
Lineage: Eukaryota; Metazoa; Chordata; Actinopteri; Perciformes; Anarhichadidae
Gene: agtpbp1
Product: ATP/GTP binding carboxypeptidase 1
Exons: 25
Coding region: 2308-5991 (1227 amino acids)
Biological process (GO): C-terminal protein deglutamylation; proteolysis; protein side chain deglutamylation
Molecular function (GO): zinc ion binding; metallocarboxypeptidase activity
Source: RefSeq, a predicted model, not a curated record
AGCUGGAGAGGAUGAAUGGAGAGGCCAUGAAGAGGGAUGUCGAAACGGCGAGACAGGUCACUGCAAAGAUAUUUCAUCUCAUACAGACGCAGGGUGAGAGCAAACGCGCACAGAAUAACGAUGCAAUCCACUGUACUCCAACUGAAAACAAGACAAAAUCCAGCAUUUUCCAUGUAUUUUAAUGUUUUUUCAUAGACAAGCAAUGUGGUUAUAGUGGUGUUAUGGGUGUUUGUGUACCUGUCUGUCUGUCCACGGAUAAUCUCACAUACUGCUGGACCGAUCAGCCACAUAUUUUUUUGUUCACCUCUUGUGGUUACGGUGAUUCACACUUUAGGAAACAACAUUUUAUUGACCGCCAUUGACUACUGACUCCUCACUCCUCUUAACCGGUCGAUAGGGAUCAACAACUGCUUCACUAGCAAAAGCCAAAUUUGGCCUUUGUCGUGGCUCAAAAACUGACAUCCACAGAAAAAGUUUGUCUCAUUUUGAACCGGAGCAUCUUCUGAUUAAUCCCAUACCCAAUAUAUUAUGAUCCAUUAAAGUUAGGCACAAUACAAGAUGAAUAAAAGGCUGUUUUUGUUAUCUUCACCGCCAUCUUGACUGUAAAGGGAGCUGGAAGGGACAAUUGAGUGAUAUUCAACUCUUCUUUGUUUUGGAGGCGAGAGGGAGACACACCUGGCAGAGAUAUGCACUCUACUGCACUUUUCCGUUUCAAAAUGUGUUCAGUGCCACUGUCGUGUAAAUAGAGAUGGGUUAGUGCACCGGUAGUCAAAGUGUGGAUGGAUUGUUGCAGUGUCUCCAGAUCUGGUUCUCUGAUUACUCUUUUAAAAGGAGAGUAGAGAAGAAGAUCUGACAGCAGAAGAAGCCGCUGUGCGGUGUCGCUGUGGAGAACAGACUGAAACACGAGUGUGUCUCUGUUAGCAGGGGGGCCUCUCUGCCACUCCAAGGAGCCGGAAGUAAUAGAAAUCUCUGAUGUAAGCAUCAUUGCUCUAGUGCUUUAACAAAUAGUUGAUUCAUGUAUUUGUCAAACUGACAAUAAUUUAAACAGUAACUGUUAAUGUCAUUUAUCAAGCAAAAGUGCCAACUAACAACCUUUCAAAUGUUAGGAGUUGCGGCUUUUUUCAAUUUGAUCUCAUUGUAAAAAUAAUACCAGCGAUUUGAAGUAAUAAUCUUGGGCUCUUUGAAAUUGUCAUGUGUAUUUUGUACUACUUUGACACAUUAAAUAGACGAAAUGAUUAAUCAGGUAAUUGAAAAAUGCAUUAAAUAUUGACGACAGAUUAAUCAAUUAUGAAAAUAGUUGGUUACUGGCAGCCAUUACUUUAAAAAAGAUUAAUAAAAGUGUACCACAAUACUACAUAUUUGAACUGUUUAAGAUUUCAUAUUUUUUCCCCGCAGCUAGUAGUUUUCAGUCAAUGUCAUUUUUUUUUUUUAUCAUGGAUUUUUUGAGUGAGAACAACUUGUAAUCACUUGAGUCAACUUUAAUGGAGCCUUUUGUGUGAAAGUGAAGAAUUCAGCUAAAUCAUCACCUAAUUUUGAGCCUGCUGGUACUAUGAACGUCUUCAUUAUUGCUGUUCAUGAAUUUCGUCUUUCCUCCUCACAUAAUUCAUUGCUUCCUUCCUCCCACUUCAAAGUAAGCUUGUAGUUAAUCCAUCAUGACUGUUGUGCACAGUGGGAAGGCUUUCGUCUGUGACACCGUCAAUCAUGAUGCCUCAGCUGUUCCUCUUUCAUCUCCUGCUUGGCUGUCUGUCACACCCUGCCUACAGUUCCCGACUUGAAAUGUGCAUGAGCGUGACGAUGGUUAGGGGGAAGGAGGGGGUCCGUGACCCUGUUCACAGUAACUAUACACCUCAAGAAGGACUUUGCUGUACUCUUGUCUCAUGUUCAGUGUUUUUGGAGCAGAAGGCAGUCAAUAGAUACCAAGAAACAUAACAAGGAUGACAGGGAGAAGGGACAGCUAGGAGUUGAAAGUGGGGUCAUAAACUCAUACAUCUGAUAAAAAUAAAGAUUAAAUUGCUCCACAGACCAGUCAGCAAUCCUAUAUAGAUGUCAUCUUUCUGUAGGAGCAAUUGGUGGUUUAGUUUCUGGUAGUGUGCAGGGGGGGGGGGGGAUAGAGGGAUAGAGGGAUAGAGGGAUAGAGAAAUACCUGCAGAAGUUUCUAAGGGCCUUUAUAUAGACUAUCACACUCUUAGGUGUUUGAUUCACAGCAGACUUGCACAACUUGUAGGACUCCAGAGGCAGUGAACCUGGGAUUUUGCAAUACAUCUUUUCACCCGCAGCUUUGGUGAGCUUUGAGACCUUUGUUUUGAAAUGGAGUACCGCUACACCAGGAGAUACUUUCCCUCUGUGGUCUCCCCGGACCCACCAGCUAGGGUCCAGAAUGAUGAAACUGUUUCAGAGAAGAGCGGGAAAGAGGUGAUGUCCAAAGGCUCCAGUGGCAUGGAGGUGAUUCUGGCUUCACUGGAGAACACCAGGGAUGUCCAGACCACUCUGAACAUCUUGUACAUUCUCAGUGAGCUGCUAACUGUGGGCAGAGGUCGCAGGGUCGGAGUGUUUGUGUGUAAAGGAGGAACAGGAAUCUUAUUCCAGAUUCUGAUCACUGCAAGUAAAGAGUUGCCUCCCAGUGAAGAACUCAUGCUGCAGCUUCACUCACUGCUCGCCAAGGUUGGCCCAAAAGACAGGAAGUUUGGAGUGAAAGCGCGUUUGAGCGGAGCGCUGAACGCCACAGUCAACUUAACGAAACAGAACCUACAGAACACCAAACUGCUUCUGCCCUGCCUGCAGGUUCUCAGGGUUUACUCCACCAACUCGGUGAACGCUGUUUCUUUGGGUAAGAACGGAGUGGUGGAGGUCAUGUUCAAGAUUGUCACGCCGUACAGCAAGAAGAACACCAGCCUGCUUAAGGUAGCUCUGGAUGCCCUGGGAGCUCUGCUUAAAUCCAAGACGAAUGCUCGCCGUGCAGUAGAUGGUGAACAUGUGCAUGUCUUGCUGGCUCUGUAUCAGGACUGGCAUCACAAUGACACGCGGCAUCGCCACAUGCUCAUUCGCAAAGGGCUGCUGGUCUGCCUCAGGAACAUCACCAACAUCAAGCUCGGCAGGAAAGCAUUCAUCGACGCUGAUGGCAUGAGGAUCCUCUACAACUCGUCCACUGAGUGUCUCCCGGUGCGGACUCUGGAUCCACUUAUCAACACUUCGAGUCUCAUCAUGAGGAAGUGUUUCCCUAAGAACCGUCUGCCUCUGCCCACCAUCAAAUCAGCCUUCCAUUACCAGCUGCCACAUGUACCUGCUGCAGGGACUGUGGCGCAGCUGUACAGCCAGCCACCUGGGGGAAGAAAAAUUCAACAGCUCUGCGACAGGCCCUUAAAGAAGGUGGAUGAUGUGGUGGAUGAAAGUGACGAUAACGAGGAGACAGACGCAGACACGGAGAACGAUACUGAGAACGAAGAGGACGAGAAGGACCAACACACUGCGAACGAUGACAUAGAGACGGACCUAAACAAGCUACAUCCAAAAAAGAACCCCGGACGUCCAUUCGAGGAGUUGAGGGUCUAUGAGAGGUUCUUCUUGGAGCUUUCUGAAGACUUCCAGGGUUGUAACUUUGAACCGUCAAAGAGUGCCUCUACCACAUCAUCAUCUUUCUCCUCAACUCGAUCCACUCGGCCAAUCAUAGUGCCAACAGCUCAAGCCCUGUCCCCAAAGCAUGUCCCCAUAAUGAGCUGUCAGGAGGAUUGCAACCCUACCAAAAGAAAACGCACCCCGCCGUCUCCAUCUGUGCCCACUCCUGCUCCUCUAACACCGCUAGAACUGGACACCAUCCACCUCACCAAGGACCAAGACAGACAAGAGGAGGCCCACAUUCCUUCCCCCGACACACAUACAACAUUGUCCUCCCUCACCAGGCCUCCUUCUCAAGCGCAGAUGAUAGAGCAGGAUCUGGCACAUGUGUUGGAGUGUGUCUCUCUAGAAGCGGAGGGGGCUCUGAACACAGGAGAAGAAGUAGAAAGGGGAGUCAAGCAAGAAGAAGUCAAUGCCACAAGGCACAUACAGUCUCCACUGCUCCUGGGGGGCAUCGCUACUCGUCGUGUGGGAGGAGGAGGAGGCAGUAACUGGGGUUCAGAUUGUGGCUCAGAGGGAGCCGAGGAUGAAGGAGCAGUUCUGGAGGUGCCAGACACGGCGCUGCUCCUCCCGCUUCAUGACCCCGACCUUUACGUGGAGAUGGUGAAGGGAACGCAGUCCGUACCCCAGUACGCUGAAGUAGCUUACCCGGACUACUUUGGCCACAUUGCCCCAACAUUUAAAGAACCCCUUCAGGAGAGAGUAUAUGGUGUACAGAGGUCUAAAAUAUUCCAGGACAUUGAGAGGUUAAUUCAUCCCAAUGAUAUCGUGGAUAAAGUAGUCUACGACUUAGACAUUCCCAGUUGUCCUGUGAUUGAAGACAAUGGCGAGUCGCUGAAGUUCAACUCUCAGUUUGAGUCUGGCAACCUCAGGAAGGCAGUUCAAAUUAGGAAAAAUGAGUAUGACCUUGUGCUGAAUUCAGACAUCAACAGUAAUCACUACCACCAGUGGUUCUACUUUGAGGCGAGCGGCAUGCGCGUUGGAACCACCUACCGCUUCAACAUCAUCAACUCUGAGAAGUCAAACAGCCAGUUCAACUACGGAAUGCAGGUGCUGAUGUACUCUGUGCAGGAGGCGAUCAGUGGCAGGCCUCGCUGGGUCAGAACAGGAACGGACAUCUGUUACUACAAGAAUCACUUUGCCAGGAGUUCCAUUGCAGCGGGUGGUCAGAAAGGAAAGUCCUAUUAUACAAUGACAUUCAGCACAAGCUUCAGCCAUAAGGACGAUGUCUGCUACUUUGCCUAUCAUUACCCGUACACCUACUCCACUCUUAAGAUGCACCUGUCCAAACUGGUGGCUUUGAGGACCCCCAAGAUCUACCUGAGACAGGACGUCCUCUGUGAAACUCUGGGGGGAAACAGCUGCCCCCUUCUCACCAUCACUGCCAUGCCAGAAUCCAACUCUAAUGACCACAUCUGUCAGUUUAGGAAUCGUCCAUUGAUCUUCCUGUCGGCCAGAGUGCAUCCUGGAGAGACCAACGCCAGCUGGGUAAUGAAGGGCACGCUGGAGUUCCUGAUGGGCACCAGCCACCUGGCAGCCAGCCUGAGAGAUGCCUACAUCUUCAAGAUAGUCCCCAUGCUCAACCCAGAUGGAGUUGUAAAUGGAAAUCAUCGUUGUUCUCUGAGCGGAGAGGAUUUGAAUCGCCAGUGGCAGAACCCCAAUGCAGAGCUCCACCCCACCAUCUACCACACUAAGAGCCUGCUGCAGUACCUUGCACACAUACAAAGGGCACCACUGGUAUUCUGCGACUACCACGGUCAUUCCAGGAAGAAGAAUGUGUUCAUGUACGGCUGCAGCGUGAAAGAGACAGUCUGGCAAUCCAAUAUCAGUGCUACGUCCAGUGACUUACAAGAGGACCUUGGAUACAGAGCGCUUCCUAAGAUCCUGUCCCAGAUCGCCCCGGCCUUCAGCAUGACCAGCUGUAGUUUUGUUGUGGAGCGCUCCAAAGAGUCAACGGCCCGUGUUGUUGUAUGGAGAGAGAUAGGAGUGCAGCGCAGCUACACCAUGGAGAGCACGCUGUGUGGCUGUGACCAGGGAAAAUAUAAGGGUCUUCAGAUCGGCACCAGAGAGCUGGAGGAGAUGGGAGCUCAGUUCUGUGUGGCCCUGCUGAGGCUGAAAAGGCUGACGGGGAUCCGCAAUCACCAACACCUGCUGGAUUUAGAGAGCGACAUCAUUGGGACACAGACGAAAGUGGUCAGCAGCAGCCCCACCACCUACGUGAUGGAGGAGGAUGAGCCGUCCUUUCUGGAGGCGAUAGACUACAGCGCAGAGAGCAACGAUGAGGACGCCGAGCCUGAAAACGAGCACGCCAUCGAAGUCCAAGAGAACCCCAUCCACCUCGAUCAACUGUCCGACUGCGAGACGAAUCGCAGGGACUGAUGCUGAGGUGAUAAUCUCGUAGAUCCCUGGCAAUUUGAGUUCUAAGGUGAAAUAUUCACAACACACUUCUCACUUUGUGAAUAAAUAGCUUAGAUUCACACCUCCAUAUAGACACUUUACGCUGCUACGUAGGCUACAUUGAGGUGCUCCUUGCCCAGAUGGAUUGAUUUUGUUGGCCCACUGGACCCAACUGUGUUGCUCAAUGAAUGUUCUCACCUUUCACCGUCAUACUAUAACCUUCAUGGACUGUAACCCCUGACCUCAGACACCAUAUAGCCUCUGAGAUUCACUUAUAGCUAGCCAGAGCAGCAAACAGCAGGCACCGCCGAUCCUUAACUGGAACCCUUGUCCACUUGCUAAUAGAGCCAGUGGCUUCUUACAGGUACUGUUUUUGAGUCUCCUCUCACACAUCACUCUGUGUUUGGUUAAAAACUCCUGGUGAUGGGAGGAACCUGGAUCUCCCUCACUGACCAGCUUAAAGAUCCAAUCACCCUGCCAUACUUAGUUCCUUUCUUUAGUCUCACCCGGGACUUCCUUGUGUCCUUCCUUGCUUGCCUCCUUCCUUCCAUAUUUUUCUGACAAGGCAGUGGUGUCUAAACGGGAUGCAGGGGUGACCAAGCAGCUCUAUCGUAGCUGCAGGUCGACGUCCAUCAUCCCGAGUGUCUCGUGAAGAGAAACCUACUUCGAUGUAACUACACUUGAGCUGUGACCACACGUCCUCCCUUCACCCCUCCCUCUUGGGCCACAAUGCUUGUGGUGGGAUUAUCUAUGUGCUGUUUGCCUUGCUUCAUCCAGAACUGAAACUAUUUAUAUUACUCAAAUGUAGAAUGUUCACGUCUUUAUCAAGACAAACCUCGUGCUAUAAAAGAAAUGCAGAUAGAAACCACAAACUAACUAACAGGCCUGGUUUGAAAUUCUAGGCUCACGUAUAGCAUUACAAACAUGAAGAUGGAAUGUAAAACAUCCACAUGCACAGUGUUUUCAUUGUUUUUAAUAUUAGACAGUAUUAAACUGAAAAAAAACGUAAUGAACAAGGCGCAUGAGCUUCAGAGAGCAAAAAAAACCCUUUUGCACUUUGGAUAGACACUACACACACACGCGCGCGCAACACAAAGAGAAACAAAGCGAAUCACUUUACAACAUGUCACAGUUUGCAAACCUCAGCCUCAGUCACCUCUUUACUUUGAAGUGCUCAGAGUCCAGUCCAAAGCUAGUGGUAACAUUGCUGUGAUGUUUUUAAAAUUAUACUGGAAUUUAGUUUCCUUUUUAUCCGUUCCUGAGAUCUAUGUGUACAUUUUGUGGAGACCCAUGCAUUAACACAGAUGGUGCUUUGUAUUGAGACAUUGUUUGAUUUUUUUUCUGUAUUUGUCCACGGAGAUGAGGUACUUUUCUGUUGCAUUUGUACAGCGAGCGCAUGGCUAUUUUUCUGUUACUUUAGUUCUGUAAUUUAUUAAGUAUUGUUUUCUGGGAUGCAAACCUGUUUGUAUAUGAGGCUUUUUAAGUGUAUGAGUGCAAGUGUGUGUGCAGGAGUUAAAGUUAUUCCAUUAUUCAGCCCAGCUAAUGCUCUUACAGUGUGUUUCUUCUUUCACUUUGACUUUCCCCUCGUACUCUCCUUCAAACAUGUUCUCUCUCCUCCCCUCUGACCUCCCUCGUUCCCUCGUUUUCUGUCCUUCGCUUGGCUCUACUUACUUUCAGAUUUCACUCAACAACUUACAAACCCAGGGAGGUAACUGUUCCUGGCUCGCGGGUGCGUCUAUGGGAUGUAAAUAAUGUGAAUGAAUGUCCCUAUGAGGAUUGUGUAUGCUGUUAUAUUUAUGUUUGUCUUUGCAGUUUACGUCAGGCUUCUUUUGUUUUAUGUUUGUUUUGAGGGAAACGAGCAGUGAUGGCGAUUCAUUUAAAGUUGAUCGUAACACAGAAAAUGAAGAUAUGGGAAAUAAAAUGUGAAUGUCGUAAA